CUUCAAUUGCCUGCCCUUAACCAACAUUAAGAAACACAAAAAGAAAGAAAAGAAACCUUAGUAACUAUUACUAUGAAGUUUCUUGAACUUGCCGACCUUGACGCGAUUAACAACGCGUUGUCAUUUGAUGCCGACGAUUGUCGAAUUCAUGGGAAAUGCGAAAUUUACACAACAAAAUCCACCGGUUCGGAUAAAAAAUUAUACAAGGCCAUUGAGUCGCGAUGUCAAGAAGAUAUGCUUGCAUUUUCAAGUAGCAAAUCGCCUGAGCUUGCUUUUAGUUGGACACAACAGAGCCCGUUUGGACCUCUCGAUCAGUCUUCUUCGCGUCGCACAUUUAUGUAUAUUGUAGCUACACUAAAUGCCUCACACCCCGAUCACGACUUCAGUACUCUACAACCGACCGAUUUUUACAAAGAGCCUUCACUUUCACGGGUUUUGGACAGCGUGAAUGCAACUAUCAAUGGCAUGGGUCGCGGUAGGAUAAGUGUUAAUCAGCUUUGGGAGACGGUAGACCGACAUAUAAACCUUUCCGAAUGUAACAUCUACUCUUAUACUCCUGAUAGCGAUAGUGAUCCUUAUGGAGAUGAGGCUUUAAUUUGGAGUAUGUCAUAUUUUUUCUUCAACAAAAACAUGAAACGUAUGCUUUAUUUUUCUUUGCACGGUCUUGGGAAAGAGGGCACGUAUCAGAGCCACUAUGUCAACGAGGAUGAGUCUGUCUUGACACCAGUUCCGGAGGAUGGAGAACCAAGCGAUUUUGAGGACGAUUGGGUAGCCAAUAUGGAUGAGUAAUCUGUUAUUAAUUUCUCCUUCUCCGUAAUAUCGUUGUAUUUCCUUGUUUCACCUUCCGGAAUUCCUUUUGCUUUUCUUUUUUGAUGAUAGAUUUUUACAUUAUUAUUUCCUUUUUGAACCUAGUGUCGUCUAAUGCUUACAACACAAUAAUUGCAGCAUACUCCAAUCUUUUUGCUUCUUUGAUUUGAUGUCUUGUGAAUGCCCUUGUAUAAUGAUAAAAACAAGAGAGUGAGUGAUCUUCUUCUUCCCGAUUAAUUCCAAACUGCCUUUUUGUUACUGUAAUAUAUAUGCUUAAGGAAAAGUCUUAAUUUUCGAACUCUUGCUAUAUGAUCGAAAACCAUUAAUACACGUAACUCUCUUUCUUUUCUAUUCAAAAGAAUCUAUAUUCCAUAAAGUUUAUUUAUCGCUACUCUUUACAUUCGUUUCAAUGUUCAGGGCUGAAGCCUGUGGGUUUGUCUUUCAAGAUACAUCACUAGUCCUUGUUUAAAGAAAGAAUCCAUGGUUUUUCUUUUUGUAUUUCUUAUCCCUUUGCUUUAACUUCUCUGCUUCCUAGCGCCGGUUUACUCGAAAAUUGGAUGUAUAUAAAUAGAGUCUAUAGAGAUUUUGUUCCUUAUUUUAUUAAACAAACUAAUAUAUCUGUAUUGCAUAAAAACUUG
Molecule: messenger RNA, 1445 nt
Organism: Schizosaccharomyces octosporus yFS286
Lineage: Eukaryota; Fungi; Ascomycota; Schizosaccharomycetes; Schizosaccharomycetales; Schizosaccharomycetaceae
Product: repressor-RNA polymerase III Maf1
Exons: 3
Coding region: 73-789 (238 amino acids)
Biological process (GO): negative regulation of transcription by RNA polymerase III
Cellular component (GO): nucleus
Molecular function (GO): RNA polymerase III core binding
Source: RefSeq, a predicted model, not a curated record